Messenger RNA from Anguilla anguilla (European eel), 4304 nucleotides. It is a transcript of the gene relb, whose product is annotated as v-rel avian reticuloendotheliosis viral oncogene homolog B. The coding region runs from base 1070 to 3025 and encodes 651 amino acids. Lineage: Eukaryota; Metazoa; Chordata; Actinopteri; Anguilliformes; Anguillidae. Gene Ontology annotation, cellular component: cytoplasm. Gene Ontology annotation, biological process: inflammatory response; regulation of transcription by RNA polymerase II; cellular response to stress. The record is from RefSeq and is a predicted model, not a curated record. The transcript has 11 exons. Gene Ontology annotation, molecular function: DNA-binding transcription factor activity, RNA polymerase II-specific; RNA polymerase II cis-regulatory region sequence-specific DNA binding.
CUCUGCGGUCCAAUCCUGUUUUGUUUCAGUAGGGUGACGCAACCGAACGAAAUACAGACUGGGAAAACAAUCGACAUGCUCCUGUCUGACUGCAGACAAUUGCACAUUGACGGACGUUUGUAACCUGUUAUAGCCUACGUUUUCAAAAUUUUUAAAGUAGGCCCUAUCAGUAAAAUUAUUGCUUACGAGUUCAGCACUACGCGGAACAGUUAAUGAAGACAAGUUGCACGUAUGGAAACUGGAUAGGCGAAGAUGACCGUCGCCUCGCGUCCAAUUGACGAGAACUUGCUUGUCGUUGGAUCCUGAUUAUGCUGCAGGUUCAGUGCUCUGGUAAAACUGCGACUCGUGCAAUGUCAAACUGAGUGAGCAUGCCUAAUGGUGGAAUAUCAUCUCACCCGCAGAGGCACAAGAACAGGGAAGGUGUGACUCUGGAAGGAUAUCGAUUUGACUUCCGCGUAAUAAAGAGAGUCUGGAUAAAUGUUGUUUAAUCGUGAUUGUACUAUGCGUUGUAUGUAGGCUAUCCAUUGUUUACCUCGUUGUAAGUAGCUAUAGCAACAAUACAUCAUUUGGAAUAAUUAUCUGAAGUUCGUUUGCGUCGACAUGGUAACGCGCUUUGGGGGUUUCCCAAGCUGACGUAAGGGGAUUUCCACUAUUGCAGACCAACUCGUCUAAAACCAAACACGAACGAAUCUAGAAUGAAAAAGAAGGAAUGGCCAGAUAAAAAAUAAGCAAGCGUACAGAGCAGACCUUCGAUUAUAGUCGCAGUCUGUGGGUAGUUAUCUGACAACGCUAGCGUCUAAAAGAAAUAGCAUAAACGAACACCUCCUCCAAGUCCAUGUUUAUAUUCUAAACUAGAUCGGUUCUGAAGAGCAAAGAAGAGAACUAGGCCCACCUCGGAACAAUCUACCAUUUUAGAAGACAAUGACAGCGAUAGUUUUUAUAUCCAUCGACGAGGAGUCAGAUUAAUUUUUCUCCGUCGGCAACACUGUGGCGCUUGGUAUCAACUGAUCGCCUAGAAGGACUACACGAAGUGAAGUAACAUUAGGUCUUGAAGAGUUGCAAAGUUACAAUGAUAAAAAUGGGCACCAGGGAUGUCACACAGGGCGCUGCAGAUAUACCAGAAUUAGAUUUGAUUGAUGAGUAUGUGAAGGAGAAUACGGCGAAAGAGCAGGAAAGCCAGCCCCGAAAGUUACCGGGCCCACCCCCUCCCCCCCAAGAGCUGGAGGACCUGAACCCUGUUGCCAGACGCCAUCACACCCCCCCCCUGUUAGUGGCUCGAGGCACGGCACCCCAAGUGCCUUCGACCCUGCCGCAGCUCACUGUCGCCACCAGCGGCAUGGCCUCGCCUCAUUCUAACAUGGCAGGCCACCAGAGGCCUAUCCUGCGUGCCCGUGGGGGCCAGGGGGCAGUGUCUGGCAUGGUGGGCCGUGUAGCCCAGCAGGAGCAGUCGGGUACGGAUUUGCUGGAGCAGUUCCUGGAGAAGCCGGUGCUGGAGAUUGUGGAGCAGCCCAAGGAGAGGGGCAUGAGGUUUCGGUACGAGUGCGAGGGCCGCUCCGCCGGAAGCAUCCUGGGCGCCUCAAGCACUGAGUCCAACAAGACCCUCCCCACCAUCGAGAUUAAAGGGUGUAAACCAAAAAUGAAGAAAAUAAAGGUCACUGUAUCCUUGGUUACCAAAGACAUCCCACAUCGCCCUCACCCCCACAGCCUUGUGGGCAAGGACUGUGCUGAUGGAAUCUGUGUUAUCCGCCUGAACUCCUGCAGGUCCUGUCGGCACAGCUUCUCUAACCUCGGAAUCCAAUGUGUGAGACGCAAGGAGCUGGAGACGGCUCUGGAAAAGAGAAGGAGCCAGAAGAUUGAUCCGUUUAACACCGGCCAAUCAAAGAGCAUUGAGGACAUCGACAUGAAUGUGGUGCGGCUCUGCUUCCAGUGUGAGGUGGAGACGGAGAACGAGGAGAGGAUCCUGCUGAGUCCUGUGGUGUCCAAUGCCAUCUAUGACAAGAAAGCCACCACCACAUCAGAGCUAAAGAUCAACCGGCUAAAUGUGGUCAGAGGUCCCUGUACUGGCAAGACAGAGAUAUACCUACUUUGUGACAAGGUGCAGAAAGAUGACAUUGAUAUCAUCUUUAGCGUGGGGAAGUGGGAGGCCAAGGCUGAGUUUGCCCAGACGGACGUCCACCGGCAGAUUGCCAUCGUUUUCAAGUCGCCCCCGUACUGGGAGCAGGACAUCAGGGAGGAAGUGGAUGUCAACGUCUUCCUGCGCCGUCAGUCCGACCACAUGGACAGCGAGCCCGUCAAAUUCACCUACGAGCCCCAAAACCAAGAUCCAUAUGAGGUAAAUCGGAAGAGAAAACGCAGAUCUGAUAUGAAGUUUGGUGAGAGGUGCAGUGUAGCAGCACAAAGCGUGACUCUACCAGAGUCGCUGUCUCCGCUGCCGUUCGCCUCGCCCCCGUUCGUCCCCUGUGACACCCCCCAGCCGGAACUGGUAACCCCGCACCUGCCACAGGUGAUGGAGGAGAUACAUCACCCCUUCACCUCUCAGGACGUCAAACAGGAGGACAACUUUUGCCACAGCCUGGAAAUGAUGGACUCGGCAGAUUUCCAGGCCAUCAUGUCGGGGAUCUCUCAGGUCCUGGAAGACUCUGCCGCCACCGGCCUCCCCCCUCUGCUGGACGCUGGGUUCCACGAACAGGUGCCUUCGCAGGGCUACGGGCACCCCAACGUCAGCCUCCCCGCCACCUUCAACCAGGACCCCAACUCCAACUACGCCCUGUCGGGCAUGGACUUCAACUGCAACAUGCCGGAGGAAAGCAGGAUGCAGCCGGACAUGAACUUCUACAACGACGUGCACUUCAACCACUACACCAGCCAGAUGGUCAAUGGCACGCAGCCCCACCUCCACGCCCUGUCCUUCGACCCGCUGCUGGAGGACCCUGACGGCCCCAUUCCCCAGCCCCUGCGCCCGUGCGAAACCGAGGACCCCGCCCUGGGCCCCCCCAUGAAGACGGAGAGCCACAUAGAUCUCUGAGGCCCCGGAGGGAGGCUGGCAGGCGAGCGCCGAAAAGGGAACGGGUCUGAAUCUUCACUGUUAUCAUUCCAAUUAGACGCGUGUCCCGUGUGGGCUGAGGAGGGACAGGCAGACAUUUCCGUCGACUUCGUGAAGGUAGCUAAUAAGAGGACACGGCUGUCGGCAUCCUGUCUGUAUUAGGACCAGACCGAGACUGACAGACUAACUGGUCAGUGCAUUGCCUAAGCAGUUUUGCUGCUGCGGACGUUUGUUCGAUUGUGCUUAAACACCCUGGCUGGAACCAGAGAAGAUGUGAACAACGGCGUUCUGUCUCUGAUCUUGAGUGACAGUUCUCCUUUAUUGUGAAUGGCAGGCUUGUUCACGCAGGGACAGUGUCGAAGCAAAGAGUGGAACAUUCCAGAAAAAAGUCCAUCCAGACUCUUGGCCCCUGUUGGGACUCAGACUGCUGCUAAAGCGGCAAACUGCUAGCGAUGGACAGAGGUUACAGAUGCAAAAUGGCCUCCACUUUGUCUGAGUGAAAUACCCAGUGUAGCCAAACUGUUAAGCAUCAGCCUCACCCUGUAGCUCUUAAAAGGGAAUCCUGUUGCCGAGCAACCAAGACACACCCACUACACAACACCCAUUGGUCAUGUCUCAGGGUCACAUGGUUAAGGGCUCCCCAGAUUGGACUUUAUACUUUUGAAGUGAACUGAAACAGGGGGAAACCAGCUGCCCUUCACCUAAAACCUCUCUGUGGCAAAAACCAGUCCUUUCAGAGUAGCUCACCAUUGUGGGAGGAAUCCAAUAUCUUAUACUGCUGUGAAGGAUCACACCCACCAGAGAGAAAAAUGUGAAGGAAAUUACACUUAAAUGCAUUGUGAAACAGAUCACACUUCUCUCUCAUUUGUAUGUACAUUCCAAUAAUUCCAAUAGUUGACAGUAGAUAAGAGCAAGAACUCCUGCUAAUAGUAAAUAAGGACAAAUAUAUGUUUGCUAAUUGUAGAUAAGGGAAAAAGCACCUUUCCUAAUACAAUAUGAUAGUAUUCAUCAAACAUGUAGGUACAGUAGCAUUCAUUCUGAUAAUAUGAUGAUCACAGCCAUACUAAUGCCACAAUGUAAAUGACUUUGCCGUUUUGAUACAGCACUGACAACAUUUUGCAUGCUUGUGAAAGCAUGUUGAGCUCAAAAUCUUUCCUUGUUCAUUUCCUGUUGUCUGUGAAACUUCUCCCACUAUUGACCAUUUCUUGUCCAGUCGUGUGCCUGAAGUAGUUGGUUUUAAAUAAAACAAAUGCAAAACUCA